AUGCCCGCACACCCAGGUACACAUACACAGGUGCGCACCGUGGUGUUCAACCUGAAGGACCCCAACAACCCAGACCUCCGCGGCCGCGUCGCCGCCGGCCACGUGCCGCCGGAGGCGCUCGCCCACAUGGGCGCGGAGGAGAUGGCCAGCGACGCCCGCAAGGUGGCGAACGCGCAGAUCCGCAAGGAGAUGGCGGCAGAGCUGGUCCGGGGGCAGAGCCAGAUGGCGACGACGGACCAGUUCCAGUGA
This is a messenger RNA of Monoraphidium neglectum, 249 nucleotides long. Its product is annotated as transcription elongation factor S-II. Bases 1 to 249 code for a protein of 82 amino acids. Gene Ontology annotation, biological process: DNA-templated transcription. NCBI's taxonomy places the organism in Eukaryota, Viridiplantae, Chlorophyta, Chlorophyceae, Sphaeropleales, Selenastraceae. Gene Ontology annotation, cellular component: nucleus. The transcript has 2 exons. The record is from RefSeq and is a predicted model, not a curated record.